Molecule: messenger RNA, 2974 nt
Organism: Salmo salar (Atlantic salmon)
Lineage: Eukaryota; Metazoa; Chordata; Actinopteri; Salmoniformes; Salmonidae
Gene: map2k4
Product: mitogen-activated protein kinase kinase 4
Biological process (GO): MAPK cascade; protein phosphorylation
Molecular function (GO): ATP binding; JUN kinase kinase activity
Source: RefSeq, a predicted model, not a curated record
GCGAGACACCCCACUCGCUGAUUUUGUCCGUUUUUUUCUGGUUCAAUUAAACUAAGUAGACCAGACCAAGCUGCUGUUACAUUGGUGUCUAUGGGAGACACACCCAGUUAAGUAAGCCGGAACUGACCUUUUUUCAAUGGUAAAAGGCCUGACUGAAUCAUCUUUAUUUAUCCACCAUCUUUGGUCUCGACUCUAUGUGGAAAGGUGGUUACUGGACUGUCAAACAAUGUCCCGAUUUCUUACUGUUUGUUGGUAGUUACAGUAUUGUACUGUCUUGUUCGGUAGCGCUCUCUACAUCCACCACGCACAUUUGAGUCGAAGAAGUCUAGCCAGUUUGAUUAUUCUCCAGUCUUGUUUUGUAAGGGUGAAGUUGCUCUCUGCAUUGCAGCCUAGUGCUGCUGAUGGAAUUCAAACACACAAUGGCGACUCCCAGCCCCAACAACUCAACAACAUCUACCAGCCACAACAGCAAUAACGCAGGAUCUACAGGCUCACAUCACCAUCAAUCCCAGUCGCAACACAUAACAACAAUGAGCAGUAUGCAAGAAUCCAACACGUGCUGGAGAUGUCAGAGUGAAACAGGUAAACGCAAAGCACUGAAGUUAAAUUUUGCCAAUCCCCCGAUCAAACCAACGACCAGGUUCACUCUGAAUACAGCAGGACCCCCAUUCCAGAACCCCCACAUAGAGAGGCUGCGUACGCAUAGUAUCGAGUCGUCAGGGAAGUUGAAGACCGCCGGUGGCGAUUGUGACUUCACGGCUGAGGACCUCAAGGACCUGGGGGAGAUUGGGCGGGGCGCUUACGGCUCUGUCAACAAGAUGGUGCACAAGCCCAGCAACCAGAUAAUGGCUGUCAAGAGGAUUAGGUCAACGGUUGAUGAGAAGGAACAGAAGCAGCUGCUAAUGGACCUGGAUGUGGUCAUGAGGAGUAGUGACUGUCUCUACAUAGUUCAGUUUUACGGGGCUCUUUUCAGAGAGGGAGACUGUUGGAUAUGUAUGGAACUUAUGUCUACCUCCUUCGACAAAUUCUACAAAUAUGUAUAUUGUGCUUUAGAUGAUGUGAUUCCAGAGGAAAUAUUAGGCAAAAUAACAUUAGCUACUGUGAAAGCACUUAACCACUUAAAAGAAUACUUGAAAAUAAUUCACAGAGACAUCAAGCCGUCCAACAUCCUCCUGGACAGGAAUGGCAACAUUAAGCUUUGUGAUUUUGGCAUCAGUGGGCAGCUGGUGGACUCCAUUGCCAAAACCAGAGAUGCAGGGUGCAGACCGUACAUGGCACCUGAGAGAAUAGACCCAAGUGCCUCCAGACAAGGCUAUGACGUCCGGUCAGACGUCUGGAGUUUGGGGAUAACACUGUACGAACUGGCGACUGGGCGGUUUCCCUACCCAAAGUGGAACAGUGUGUUUGACCAGUUGACACAGGUGGUGAAGGGAGAACCUCCACAGCUUACCAACUCAGAAGACAGGCAGUUCUCCCCCAAAUUCAUCAACUUUGUCAAUCUGUGCCUUACAAAGGAUGAGUCAAAAAGGCCAAAGUACAAAGAGCUUCUGAAACAUGCUUUCAUUCUGAUGUAUGAGGAGCGCUCAGUGGAUGUUGCCAGUUAUGUCUGCAGAAUCCUGGAUCAGAUGCCUACUUCUCCCAGCUCCCCCAUGUACGUCGACUGACUGUAGAACAAGUAGAAACGGAAGCCUGGAACAACAAAACAAUGACCUAAAGAGUUGCUUCAUCCCAUACUGCAGUGUUAAACUAAGACAGGAAAUGUACAAACUAAAACACCACGUGUACUAAGACUGGUGAUCAGUCACGUCUGUAUGAUAUCAACAUUCUCACACUUUUCUCUAUCCUACACACACUCUUACAUGUAAGUACAACUAACUGAAUGAAUAUACCAUGGUCUUGGUUCAUCUCGAUGUGAGACCUCAUCUCUAAUGUGGAUACAGUACAGUGAUUUUAAAUCUGGAAAUGUAUUUAUAGUGUGGAAUAUAUGAUUUGGAAAUACUGGAAUCAUGCUCUUUGAAUCUUCCCACCUCUUCCAUGUAUGUGACUUUAAGAAUUGUGGUUGGUAUCUUAAAUGAAACCUUGCUUCUUAUGGUGUAAAGCAAUUUAAAACGUAACAGCAUAGAUGGACAGGAUCAUAUGGCCUCCAUCCAAUGUUGUGAGGGUGCUGCCGUCACUGUGCAAUGGACUUUGUGCUGAUAUAUAAAUAGAGAAAUAAUUGUGCUUUGAGAGACAUUUAGUUACUCUGCAUCUAUUUGAGCUCAGGUUAAUCAAUUGGUGUAAGAAGGCAAGCAACCACACAAACACACUCACUGGCUCUCUCAGCCAUGGCAUAUGCAACACUCUCUUUAAAAGCUAAGCUGUAUGUAUGUAUGUAUGGUGCUGUUGAUCUGUAAUUACUCAUAAUGCCAUCUUGUAUCCCUGUAUAUAGCCACACAUUUAUCUGUAAUGAAAUUGCCUGCUGUUCUGGAUGUUACAACCGUUCUAAUGCACCCGACCGGCCCCUAAUGAUUUCAGCUGAUAUGCCAGUAUUUGUUUCUUAAAUGCAUGGCACCUGAACUGUGUUCAGACUGAUUGAUUGACUCCUAUAAUAUUCACAAUGUACACAGAAUCUAGAGGUUUAGUACACACAGUGUAGUUCACAUCUUUUUAGAUUACCAGAUAUAAUUGAAACUUGACUGCUGGUAAAAUACUGGUACAGUAGUAAACUAUUAAAUUGGCUGGAUAUCAUUGCAUACAACACGCAUUUAAAUGUUUGCAGUUUUACUGUAGAACAUUCAAAUUAGAAUAUCUUGCUGGGCAGAAUGUGUAAAAUAUUUCAUGACCUGAGAAUAUUAAUAUGAGCUUAUGAAAUAUCAUAAGGAUGAUGUAUCAAUUUAUUUUAUCUUUCAUCUGACUGUGAAAAUAUGAGUGUACAUUUUGAGCUUGGUGUCAGAAAAGUGUAAGAACUAUCCAACAAAUAAAACCUGUACAGGGA